Coregonus clupeaformis (lake whitefish) is the source of this 548-nucleotide messenger RNA. Its product is annotated as protein MANBAL. NCBI's taxonomy places the organism in Eukaryota, Metazoa, Chordata, Actinopteri, Salmoniformes, Salmonidae. The coding region runs from base 174 to 434 and encodes 86 amino acids. The record is from RefSeq and is a predicted model, not a curated record. The transcript is spliced from 3 exons. Gene Ontology annotation, cellular component: membrane.
GCGGAUCUCACAAUGACUUCACUUCCGAUGCAAAUUUGACGACUGUAAAAUAUUUUUUGUGCUGAUACAAAUUACGUUGAACUCACGAUUUUACACUCAGGAUCGUGUUUGGUGCUAUAAAAAUAACGAAGGACGAGUUGACUUAGGGCCCUGGGACCUGAAAGGAGGCUACAAUGUCCGCGGAACUGGACCUUUCACCUCCAGAGGUACCUGAACCCACUUUGCUUGAGAGCCUCCUGCGCUAUGGACUCUUUCUGGGAGCUAUUUUCCAACUCAUCUGCAUCUUGGCUGUCAUAAUACCCACCUCCAAGGGGCAUGAACAGGAGGAGAUGGAGCCAAAUGACAUGAAGGCUGGUGACCAGAAUAAGAAGUCGAAAGGACCUGCUCCUCAGAUUCGUCAGAAACUAAAGAAAGAGAGCAAGAAGAAGCGAUAAGUGUGUUGGAUUUGGUGCUGUGCAUCCAAAAUUAUUGUUACAUUUCAAAUUAUGUAGACUGAAUCAUUUUUGUUCCAUCAAAUUGAAAGGAUGUCUCUACCAUGAUUUAUGAAA